Molecule: messenger RNA, 1973 nt
Organism: Agelaius phoeniceus (red-winged blackbird)
Lineage: Eukaryota; Metazoa; Chordata; Aves; Passeriformes; Icteridae
Source: RefSeq, a predicted model, not a curated record
GGAUGCAGCAUUGUCUUAAUCCUUUAUAACCUCAAAAAUCUUUUGAGGCCAUUCAAGCCUUUCCUAGCGUGCAAAAGUGGAGAAACUAAAGGAGGAGGAGGAGAAACUAAGGGCAGAAAUUGAAAUGGAAUUGUUCUUUUCACUUAAGGCUCGCAGCAAAGACGCCGACCCCGUGUCCCACAGGCCCCCGUGCUGCCAGGCAGGAUCCAUGUGUGGGGACUCGGGGCAGGAUGGAGAGCCUGGGGCUGCCAGCAGUGACCCUUGGGGAUGGCACCACGGCCUACCUGCAGCAGGCUGCCAGAGGUGAAAAGCUGAUUGAAGGGCAAGUCAUUGAACUUGAAGAUGGGACCACAGCUUAUAUCCAUCAGGUGACAGUUCAGAAAGAGGCUGUGGCUUUUGAAGAUGGGCAGCCAGUGGUGCUGGAGGAUGGCAGCAUGGCCUUCAUCCACAGCACAGCCAAAGAGAGUUAUGAGCCCGGCACAUUCCAGGCUCUCCAGCUGGAGGAUGGCUCCACUGCCUACAUCCACCAUCCUGUCAUCGUGGCACCUGGCAGCACCAUCCUGCAAGUGCAGACAAAAACUGAGCUCCAGGAGGUGGCUGGGAAGGAGGAGGAAGAUGAUGGCCUUGAUGUGGACACCAUUAAUGCACUGCAGCAGUAUGGCAGGAAGGGCUCUGAUGAUGAGGAGGAGGGAGUGACAGACACCUGCCAUGUGAAGAGUAAAGACUCCAACAACAUCUCUUCCCAGCAGGCUCUGCAGGAGGAGGUGCAAAGCCACAGGAAGGGGCAGCAGGUCGGCAGCAGAGCUUUCCGCUGCGGGUACAAAGGCUGUGGCCGCCUCUACACCACUGCCCACCACCUCAAGGUACAUGAACGUGCUCACACGGGUGACCGGCCAUACACGUGUGACUUCCCAAGCUGUGGGAAAGCAUUUGCUACAGGGUACGGUCUGAAGAGCCACGUGAGAACACACACAGGUGAGAAACCCUACAAGUGUCCAGAAGAUUUGUGCAGCAAAGCCUUCAAAACCUCCGGGGACCUGCAGAAACACAUCCGCACACACACAGGUGAGCGUCCCUUCAAGUGCCCCUUCGUGGGCUGUGGCCGCUCCUUCACCACGUCCAACAUCCGCAAAGUUCACAUGCGGACGCACACGGGCGAGCGGCCCUACACGUGUGCAGAGCCUGGCUGUGGCAGGGGCUUCACCAGCGCCACCAACUACAAGAACCACAUGAGGAUCCACACAGGAGAGAAGCCAUACCUGUGCACCGUGCCUGGCUGUGGGAAGCGCUUCACGGAGUACUCCAGCCUGUACAAGCACCACGUGGUGCACACGCACUGCAAGCCCUACACGUGCAGCAGCUGUGGCAAGACCUACCGACAGACCUCCACGCUGGCCAUGCACAAACGCAGCAGCCACGGCGAGCUGGAGGCCACCGAGGAGAGCGAGCAGGCCCUGCACGAGCAGCGGCAGCUGGAGGCUGCUGCAGCUGCUGGCAGAGGCUCUCCACUGAAGAGUCAGCAUAUUGCUUUCCUGUCAGAGGUGGAGGAAGAUGAAGAAGAAGAUGCUGUGCCUACACAAAUCUCACUUAUCUCUCAGGAUGGGACAGAGCAGGUCAGUCUGUCUCAGGAGGAGCUGCAGGCCCUGGGCAGUGCCAUCGGCGUGGUGGCACAGAGCGGGGCCCUCGCUGUGCCCGAGGGAGGUGACACUGGGACCAUGGCUGUGGCCAACGCUGAUGGCACCGAGGCACAGGAGGUGACCAUAGUCGCUUCUGGGGCAGUGGUGUCAGAGGAGUCGGACAUUGCCCCGCUCUGUCAUCAGCAGGUGGCAUUGCUGGCCACCUGCCAUGGCACCCACAUUGCUGUGCAGCUGGAAGAGCAGCAGAGCCUGGAGGAAGCCCUCAGCAUGGCCACAGCAGUCAUCCACUACGAGCCAGUGCCCCCUGACACAGCCCUGCCUGGGAAGGGGAGCUGA